Botrytis byssoidea is the source of this 1546-nucleotide messenger RNA. RefSeq lists its product as uncharacterized. The transcript has 2 exons. The coding region runs from base 168 to 1286 and encodes 372 amino acids. NCBI's taxonomy places the organism in Eukaryota, Fungi, Ascomycota, Leotiomycetes, Helotiales, Sclerotiniaceae. The record is from RefSeq and is a predicted model, not a curated record.
ACUUGCUCACUCACUCUCUUACUUUCCUAUUUUCUUUCAUCAAAUUUGAAUAAAAUCUCCCUACUAAAUCAUCUUUCUUUUUUCUCAGUACAACCCUUUCACAUACUACGAUAUAAAAUAUUGAAAACGCAAUCGAUCGAGAAGUUGUAUUGAAUAAAGUCGACAUUAUGGGAAUACUUCCAAGAGAAAUGCUCCCAACUAUGGGGCUGGCGAAAAGAGGUCUUGAUGCGUUUCGGGGUACAGAGACACCAACUGAAGAAUUUCAAAUGCCAGUUUGGGGCGUUAUGAUGAUCGCAAGUACUGUUGUUGUGUUCUUGAUCAUGGACUUUAUGGUUGAAUAUACCUUCACCAGACUCGUUCCUACCCUUCUUAUGGUCGAAUCUCCUCAAGCAAUCCUAUUCGAACCUCUCACAUCUGAGGAUCCCGAUGCGAAGCUCGGCCACAAAGGAGAUGUUGAACCGGAACUCUUACUUGUAAAGCAGCAACCCAUUACCUCAAGUUUUAAAUCAACCAUCGAGCACCUUCGCGCCCGCGCCGGAAAGCAAAGUCAUUUACGUGGUGUUGGAAUGCACUUCGUCAAAACCUUCGUCUUGGCUCUACAAAUGAACUUUCUCUCUAUAUUCCUCCCCAGUAUCUUCGCCUAUCCUCUUGCGAAUGUCCUUUGUGCACCUUUCAGUAUGGCAUGGACACACAUUGUCAUCUCGGAGCCAAGCCCACUUCCAUGGUUCAAGAGAAUGCCAGAUGUUGCAACUAUUAAGAAGGUUAUUCCAGCAACAGUUGUCUUUGCUCUCGCCAAACAAGCUGCGAUCUUCCUCCCAGGUUACCUUGCUCUCUCAAUCGGUCUCUUCGAAUCAUUCGAGAGUGAACCUUCAAAGAUGACCCAGCAACAAACCUCAGCUAUGGGUAUCCAAACAGCUUCCGUCAUUGUUCUAGCCGGCGCCCUUGCUUUCCUUGUUCUCAUUCCAGCAAGUGUCAGCCUUAUUCGUGUUCAAGCUUCUCUCCUUUCCGAAGAUCAUGAAUCUAUCGUACCUUUUGACCGUACAUUUGGUGGACGUGUUUCUGAAGAUAGUGUCUUGGGCACUCUUGAUGCAUGGAAGACUUUUGACUGGAACUCACGUGUUAGACUUUUGAAGGCAUAUGUCAAGGCUGCUGCUAUGGAGAUUGCCGUCGCGACUUUCUUCACCGUCGUUUUGUGUGCAGAAGUUUUAAUGGUUCUUGGUGUCGAUCACAAAAAGGUUAUUAUCGGAACAGACAGCAAUGGAACACCAAUUCAAUUCGAGAUGUAAGAGACAGAUCAGAUACUUUUGAUAUCAAUGGCUUUAACCGGUCUCAACUCUGUAUUAUCUGGUGGGAACUGAUACUCUCAAUGAGAUGUCGACCCGAAUUUUCAUUUGUUCAUAGGGGGGUAACGGAAAGGGGUUGGAUAAGAGGCGAACUUUCGUGCUACAUUUGUUCUCCCACACACUACAUUACUUUACACUUAUUUAUGACUGCUUAGCAAAUGAAAUUGUUACUCACUUGUGCUAGUAUAAUCAAUGUUCUUGAU